AUGUCUUGGCAAGGAUUUAAAAAGGCAGUGAGCAGAGCCGGGGCCUCCGUUACCGUUAAAGAUGUUGAUAAGACGAUUGAUAAAGACUUUGAUGUAGAGGAAAGAAGAUACAAAACAUUGAAGACUGCUGGACUUAACUUGCAGAAAUCAUCGAAGGGUUAUCUAGAUUCACUAAGAGCAGUUACAGCAUCUCAAGUUACAAUUGCAGAAAUCGUAUCUAACUUGUACGAAGAAGCUAAACAGGGAGCCUCAAUAUAUUCAAACAUUGGAAAUAUUUAUUUACAGACUGUUAGGGAUUUCGAUGAAGAGACUGUUAAACAGAUGGAUGGGCCAUUUAGAGAAACUAUUUUGGAUCCAAUCGGCAAAUUUGCCGCUUAUUUCCAUGAAAUCGACGAAGCUAUAAAGAAGAGAUCUCACAAGAAGAUUGAUUACGAUCAAUGCAAGGCAAAGGUCAGAAAAUUGAUCGACAAACCUGCAAAGGAUGCGGGAAAAGUACCGAGAGCAGAAAAAGAAUUGUCAAUUGCUAAAGAUAUUUUUGAGGAAUUGAAUGAACAACUUAAAAGCGAGUUGCCACAAUUAAUAGCAUUGAGAGUACCAUUUUACGAUCCAUCGUUUGAAAGUUUGGUCAAGAUUCAAUUAAGAUUUUGCACCGAAGGUUAUGCAAGAUUAGCACAAGUUCAGCAGCAUUUAGAGCAAACAUCAAGAGAUGAAUACGCCAACGGUUUGUUAGAUGGUAAGAUCGAUGACUUAUUAGGUCAAAUGAACAAUCUUAAUAUCGCUACAUUGGGCCAUAAGUGA
This is a messenger RNA of Priceomyces carsonii, 798 nucleotides long. RefSeq names its product amphiphysin-like protein (gene RVS161). The record is from RefSeq and is a predicted model, not a curated record. Gene Ontology annotation, cellular component: actin cortical patch; mating projection tip; medial cortex. Gene Ontology annotation, biological process: endocytosis; plasma membrane tubulation; actin cortical patch localization. Gene Ontology annotation, molecular function: protein binding; lipid binding. The coding region runs from base 1 to 798 and encodes 265 amino acids. The transcript has a single exon. NCBI's taxonomy places the organism in Eukaryota, Fungi, Ascomycota, Pichiomycetes, Serinales, Debaryomycetaceae.